GCUACCAACAUGUGUCUUCAAAGAAAACAGGGAUGACAAUUGUAGUGAAGAAAAAAAUGACUAUUGUUGAUGUAAUCUUUUAAUUAUUACGUUUUUAAUAUUUUAAAACACAGAUUUCUAAAAUAAUUUCCGAAAAAAAGUGGCGCGCAUAAAACACGCCCCCGCGUUGCGUACAGUGAAGACAAAAAUCGAAAUAUCGACGAAAACGUGUUGUGUAUUUGUGUGUGCACUUUAUUGUACAAAUGUGUAUGUAGAAGAGCAAAAGAGACAGAAGAAAAGGGUCAUCGUGAUCUAUAUAUUUUCUCAAGGAGGGAGGAAUUAUCAAACUCCAGCUGGGAGUUACUUGCGAAUUUAUAUGUGAAGUAGAAGUACAGUUCGUUGCAUCGGCUUAACAAUGGCGAUGGGCAAAAGUUUUCGCGUCUAUGAGAAAAUAAAGCAGAAACAAGCAAACCCACAUUCCCUUCUACUGGAACAUCGAAAUCACAAGGAAACUGUCCUCUUUGAAUCACAAGCUGUCGCUGUACUUUCUGCUUAUGAGACUGAAACCCUAAAACCAAAUUAUACAAAACUCCUUGACGCAUAUGGUUGCCUAGGUGUUUUACAAUUAAAUGCAGGCGAUAAUACAUUAUUGUAUCUUGUUCUUGUUACUGGAUGUUUCUCAGUGGGAAAAAUUGGAGAAUCCGAAGUUUUUAGAAUCACUCAAACAAAUGUUGUUCCACUAUUUUAUGUACAAACAAACGAGGAUAGAGUUUCUGAAGUAAGAAAAGUGUUAAAUUCGGGCACAUUUUAUUUUUCUUGGUCCUCAGGACAACAAGAUGUAUUCGAUAUCACUCUUAGUGCUCAAAGACGUUAUAAAUCAUCAACAACUGAUAAUAGGUUUUUCUGGAAUCGAAUGCUUCACAUACAUUUAUUAAGAUUUGGAGUAAAUACAAGUCAAUGGCUUUUAAAAGUAAUGUGUGGCAGUGUGGAAAUUAGAACUGUUUAUGUAGGACACAGACAGGCUCGUGCUGUUGUCAUAUCGAGAUUAAGUUGCGAACGAGCGGGAACAAGAUUCAAUGUACGAGGAACAAAUGACGAUGGUCAUGUGGCAAAUUUCGUAGAGACUGAGCAGGCAAUUUAUUUAGACAAUGAAGUCGCAUCGUAUAUUCAAACAAGAGGUUCAGUUCCAUUAUUUUGGGAGCAACCGGGCAUUCAAGUUGGUUCGCACAAAGUGAAAAUAUCACGUGGUUUUGAAGCGUCAGCGCCAGCAUUCGAUAGACAUUUAACAAUGAUAAAACAACGUUACGGUCAACAAGUAAUUAUUAAUCUUCUUGGUUCGAGUUUAAUUGGCAGUAAAGAAGGUGAAGCAAUGCUCAGUCAAUUAUUUCAAACACAUCACAAUAUGUCGAGACACACAAAUGUACCGCAUAUAUUAUUUGAUUAUCAUCAAGAAUGUCGUGGUGGUAAUAAUAAAAAUCUCUCGAAAUUAAAAGCAAAAAUUGAAAAAUAUCUUGAAUCAUAUUCAUUAUUUUAUGCUGUUGGUGGUAAUCGUGUUAAUGAACAAAAAGGUACAAUACGCACCAAUUGUCUUGAUUGUCUCGAUAGAACAAAUUGUGUACAAACAUUUAUUGCAUUGGAAAUGUUAUCGAAGCAACUUAGUUUAUUGAAUAUUUUUGAAAAACAACAAAUGGUAUCGAGAUUUGAGGAGGUUUUUCGACAAAUGUGGAUUAAUAAUGGUAAUGAAGUUAGUAAAAUUUAUGCUGGUACGGGUGCGAUACAAGGUAGUUCGAAAUUAAUGGACGGUGCAAGAUCUGCCGCGAGAACAAUACAAAAUAAUCUUUUGGAUUCAAGUAAACAAGAGGCGAUUGAUAUUUUAUUAUUGGGAUCGACAUUGAGUACUGAAUUGGCCGAUAGAGCGAGAUUAUUAUUACCAUCAAAUAUGCUUCAUGCACCUCCGAGUGUACUCAGGGAAAUGUGUAAAAGAUAUAAUGAAUAUGUGGAUACAAUGAGACUUAGAGUUUGUAUUGGAACUUACAAUGUUAAUGGAGGAAAGCAUUUUCGAAGUGUCGUUUAUAAGGAUUUAUCUCUUGCCGAUUGGCUUUUAGAUGCGCCUUUAAAUUCUACAGCUCUUGUCGAUACGGAAUACGAUAAUAUUCCCGCUGAUAUUUAUGUAAUUGGCUUUGAGGAAAUUGUCGAUUUAAACGCAAGUAAUAUAAUGGCAGCAAGUACAGAAAAUGCAAAAGCAUGGGCUGAUGAAUUGCAAAAAGUUUUGUCACGUGACAGCGAAUAUAUUUUAAUAACUUAUCAACAAUUAGUUGGUGUUUGUGUGUAUUUUUUUAUAAAACCAAAACAUGCACCAUUUUUAAGAGAUGUGGCUGUCGAUAGUGUCAAGACAGGUUUAGGUGGUGCAACUGGUAAUAAAGGCGCCGCUGCUAUUAGAUGCGUUUUAUAUUCUACCUCUUUUUGUUUUGUAUGCGCUCACUUUGCUGCUGGUCAGUCACAAGUUAGCGAACGUAAUGCAGAUUAUGCUGAAAUCACUAGGAAAAUUGCAUUCCCAAUGGGAAGAACACUCAAUACUCAUGAUUAUGUAUUUUGGUGUGGUGAUUUUAAUUAUCGUGUCGAUAUGGAUAAGGAUGAAAUGAAGGAAAUGAUUAAAAGGCACGAGUAUGAUCAAAUUCUUCAGAAUGAUCAAUUAAGGGUACAACAAGAAAGUGGAAAUGUUUUUAAAAAUUUUAUGGAAGGUUCAAUUAAUUUUGCACCUACUUAUAAAUAUGAUUUAUUUUCGGACGAUUAUGAUACUAGUGAAAAAUGUCGUCAACCCGCAUGGACCGAUAGAAUAUUAUGGAAACGUCGUAAACAAGUACCUGAUUUAGAUUCUCCAUUGAAUUGGAAUCCAGGACAAUUGAUAUUUUAUGGUAGAGCCGAAUUGAAACAAAGUGAUCAUAGGCCAGUAAUAUCGGUAAUUGAUAUUGAUGUUCAUUGUGUGGAUCCUGAUAAGCGUGAGGAAGUUUUUAAACAAGUUAUCCUUGAUUUGGGUCCACCGGAUGGGACAAUUAUUGUCAAAGUUGAAGACGAAGGCGAUGAUGCUGAUAAUGUUUUUGAUGAAACAUUUAUUGAUGCACUUGUUCGUGAAUUAUCGCCAAUUGGUGAUGUAAUUCUAUUGAGGUUUGUCGGUGAGACAAUAUGGGUGACAUUUAGAGAUGGACAAUGUGCACUUGCCGCUGCUCGUGAAGGACGAAUGACAGUUUGUGAUUUGCCAUUGAAAUUGAGUUUAAAAUCUCCCGAUUGGGUGAAACUUAUUGAAAAGGAAAUUGAAAUUUGUAGUAAUACAAAUAUUUCGCCAUUCGAUGGCAAUACACCGUCAAGUCCUAUUGAAGGUAUUGAGCAAUUGAAAAUUUCCGAAAGAAAUAAUUCUGGAAAAACAAGUCCAAGUGGUCCACCUCCGAGGCCAGCGCCUCCUGGUCGUCCUCAGCCUCCAAGAAGUCCAAUGCAAGAACGUCGAACUGGACCACGUGCGGGAGUAUUUAGUGUAAUGCCAAAUCAAUCUCCAAUUCCAUUGACGAGAAAUAAUGUUGAGCCGAAGCCAAGCGAGGUGGAGAGAUUGUCACCUGAAUCGGCAAUUUAUGAGGAGAUUUUGGAUGAAGGUCCAAGUUACCCUAUACCAAAUAGACCUCCACCACCACUACCUCGUUUAGACAAUUAUCAAGAUUCCUCAAGUCGACCUCCAAGCUCGAUUCCACCACCUUUGCCACAACGACAAGCACCUUUACCACCGCCACAACAUCCACCGCCAAGUUUGCCACCUAAUAAUCCACCUCCAAUUCCGGCAAGAACAACAGGUGGUCCUCCAAUUCCAGCCAGAAAUCCUCAUUAGAUUAUAAGAAAAUCUAGCCAGUCUUAGGUGAAAAACCAUAUUUUUUAAGUAACUUAUCAAGAAUUUAAUUUAAAACAUAAAUAAUUAAUUUAGAAAAUUAUUGAGCGUCACGAACAAUUUUUCUGUCCGUCUCUAAUUUACAGUAAUUAUUUUUUUUAAGUCACAUUAACUUUUUUUUCUAAAUCAAUUUUAUCUCUAUAAAUUGAUUAUUCAAUUGCUGAUCAAAUUGCUUCGUUUUCUUGUUUCAUCAAUUUUUCUUCAUUUAUUAAUUUUCGAUUUAUAAUAAUCUUCUAGAAAGGUAUUUUACUUCCAAGGUUCCUUUGUUUUUUAGUAUAUUUAAAUUAAAGGGUGCUUAAUCAUAGAAAAAAGAUGAAAAUAAUUUUUAUUAUUGUACAUAAAUAUUUGAAGAAUUGAAAAGUAGAUUUAUAGAUUAAAUAACAAAGACUCAACUACUUGAAGUAAAAGAGAAAUAUUUUUCAAAAAAAAAUUUACAAGGAAUCACAAAUUUCUUUAUUAAUAAGGCUGUGAAUCAAAAAAUUGAGAUUUUUUUUUUAAAUCGUAAUUAAAGGUGUUUUUCUUGUUGAAAUUCUUCUUUAUAUUAGUUGAAAACAAUUUAUUUUUUGUGAAAAUAUUCAAAUAUUAAGACGGACGGAAAAAACAUUCAAUUGUUAAUUGAAAAGCUUAGCUCUCAGUAGGAAGAAUGUUCAAUUUGAAAUAAUGUGUUUAAAAAAAAAAAAUUGUCAUUUAUUGUACAAAUUAAUUAAGCACCCAAAUUAUUCAAAAACAAAACAAUUUAUCAAAGAACAAACGAUAUCAUUGAGUAUUGGGGGAAAAAAAUAGAUAAUGUUUUACCUAUAAAAAUAUACUGCUCGCAUUUCUGUGAAAAGCUAGCAUGCGAAGCCAUUACAAAAGUUUGAAAACACCGGAGUAUAUUCUUUUAUUAAUUUUUAA
Messenger RNA from Leptopilina boulardi, 4804 nucleotides. RefSeq names its product synaptojanin-1 (gene Synj). The coding region runs from base 395 to 3853 and encodes 1152 amino acids. Gene Ontology annotation, molecular function: phosphatidylinositol-4,5-bisphosphate 5-phosphatase activity; nucleic acid binding. The transcript is spliced from 10 exons. Lineage: Eukaryota; Metazoa; Arthropoda; Insecta; Hymenoptera; Figitidae. The record is from RefSeq and is a predicted model, not a curated record. Gene Ontology annotation, biological process: synaptic vesicle endocytosis; phosphatidylinositol dephosphorylation.